Molecule: messenger RNA, 3323 nt
Organism: Xiphophorus hellerii (green swordtail)
Lineage: Eukaryota; Metazoa; Chordata; Actinopteri; Cyprinodontiformes; Poeciliidae
Gene: usp2a
Product: ubiquitin specific peptidase 2a
Exons: 14
Coding region: 387-2168 (593 amino acids)
Biological process (GO): protein deubiquitination
Molecular function (GO): cysteine-type deubiquitinase activity
Source: RefSeq, a predicted model, not a curated record
GGCCGUUACUCGGUUGCUGAAACUCUACAACUGCGGCGAACAGGAGAUAUGGCUAAACACCAACGCUCGCCUCGUUAAAGCCUUUGGCAGAUUUCUCAUCGGUUUAACAUUAUCGUUUUACUAAAAUUAAACCCUGGACCCUGUGGUCUGAUAGAAGCGCCGACCAGAUAAAGGGGGACUCUGUUGGGGGCGUUUCGGUGCCCGUUUGGAUCGGGAUGAUCUCCAACUGCGGGGGGUGAUCUCUGUGUUUAAACUGUGGGGUGGCAUCAGUAGGAUGAGCUGCCACUAAACCCAUGAAGUCUGACGCACACUGCUACAAAUACAGCAGUCGAUGCAGUCUUCCAGAGGCUCCCCCUGGCUGAAAAACCAGCAGCAACAGCAGCAGCAUGUCCCGCGUCUCCUCCACCCCCAAACGCUAUGCUGGCUCCUCCUACACCAGCCACUAUAGCUCCUACAGCCCCUCCCUGACCCCGGGCCUCAGCACCUAUAGCGAGCGGGACCGGCUGUCCACCUAUAGGUCCCCCAACUCCACUUCCUCCUCAGGAUACUCGUCCAGCUACCUGAGCAGCUCCGCCGCCCGCGGCCGCAACUACAGCGCCUCCUCGGACCCCGAUCGAGACCGGGGUCGAACUAUCCCUCGCACCGACAUCCUCGGGAGUAGCAGCAGCAGCAGCAGCAUUAACAGCCGACGGAGUGAGAGCCUCAGCAGAACCCCCGUCAAGAGCUACGGAUCUUCAGGUCUGAGUGGGGGGUCCGCCUACUCUGGCUACAGCUCCUACCAGUCCAGCUACCUCGCUUCUCCACCGUCGGCCUCCAGCAUCUCACUCAACAGAAGAAAGUCUGUUUCCCAGAGUGACCUGAGCAGGGACUUGUCCUCCCUGAGCCUUAGAGAUGCAUCCUCCUCCUCCUCCACCCCAUCCUCCUCCACCAGUGCCCUACGGAGCUACCACAGUCGAACUAAAGACGUGCCCGAGUCGUAUGACAUAGGCUCCAGAUCGGGCAGCUCGAGCCUGUUGCGGAGCUCCACUCAGGAGGCCUUCAGUAGCAGCAGCAUCAGCAGAGCAUAUAGCUCCUCGACAUGGGAACCAAGCAGCAACGGGAUGUCUGACACCCCGCGCAGGAACUCCACAAACUCAAAGAGUGCCCAAGGCCUGGUUGGAUUGAAGAACUUAGGAAAUACUUGUUUCAUGAACAGUAUCCUGCAGUGUCUGAGCAACACACAGAGCCUGCGUGACUACUGCCUGCACAACUCGCACCGCAGAGACCUUAACAACAACAGCCGCACCAACACAGCCCUCAUGGAAGAAUUUGCUAAGCUGAUCCAGAUCAUGUGGACGUCGACCAGCAGCGAGGCGGUCAGCCCGUCUGAAUUCAAAACACAGAUCCAGAGAUAUGCUCCCAGAUUUGUAGGAUACAACCAACAGGAUGCUCAGGAGUUCCUGCGCUUCCUGCUGGACGGCCUGCACAACGAAGUCAACAGGGUCACUGUGAGGCCGAGGGGCACCAUGGAGGACUUUGACCACCUGCCAGAUGAAGAAAAGGGGAAGAAGAUGUGGAGUAAAUAUUUGGAAAGAGAGGAUAGUAAAAUAGUUGAUGUGUUUGUGGGGCAGCUGAAGAGCUCCCUGACCUGCAGCCACUGUGGCUUUUGCUCCACUGUGUUCGAUCCCUUUUGGGAUCUUUCUCUGCCUAUCACAAAGAAGGGCUACGGCGAAGUGAGUCUGAUGGACUGCAUGCGGCUCUUCACCAAAGAGGACGUCCUCGAUGGGGAUGAGAAGCCGACAUGCUACAGAUGUAAAGCCAGGAGGAGGUGCACAAAGAAGUUCACAAUACAGAAGUUCCCCAAGAUUCUAGUGCUGCACCUGAAACGCUUCUCUGAGGCACGACGAACCAGCAAACUGUCCACCUUUGUUAACUUCCCCAUGAAGGACCUCGACCUUCGAGAGUUUGCCUCUGAAAACAGCACAAAUGCAGUAUAUAACCUGUAUGCAGUGUCCAACCACUCAGGCACAACCAUGGGAGGUCACUACACAGCCUAUUGUCGCAAUCCCAGCUCGGGAGAAUGGUACACCUUUAACGACUCCAGAGUAACGCCAAUGUCGUCCAGCCAAGUGCGCAGCAGCGACGCCUAUGUCUUGUUCUACGAGCUGGCUACGUCCUCACGGAUGUAAGGACUCCCGAAGGACACGGCUCCGCUUUGGCUGUCGCACAGAUGGACGGACAUUUAUAUUUGGACAUUAGUUCCUCACAAACACAUAUGAUGACUCCCCACCUAGCAGCCGAGAAGCUGCAGCUGGAGAGAACACCAUGGACUCCACAGGAACCCGAUCUACCAGCUCUGUUCUCUGUGUCUGUUCUUACUGCUGUGUCAUGCUCAUCUUGACUGCAGGCGUGUGUUUACUGUGUGUGUAUGUGUGUGUGCAGCAAAAAAACAAAAAACAGGGCAAUAACCCCAAUGCACCAACCAACCAGGUGAACCCAUGUCAGAAGUCCCUCUCUAUGCACUGCAAACCAAACUCUCAUCCUGACUGCGCCUUCAACUCUUCUUAAUCUUCUCGUUUGCCUCAGAUGAUUAAACGUGACUUCUUGCAUUGUUUUUCCUUUGAGUACGUUUGUUUUUCAUUCAGGGCAAGGGGGGUAUUAGCACAGCACCAUGAGCAUUAUUACCACUUUGAAAUGUGGUUAAACUUUUCUUAGAGCGACUGGAACAGAGAUGGUUAGGGUUACAGCUGCUUGGUUCUCCCACAGCGCCCCCUUUUUCCCUCCCACUGCACUGCAGCACUCCCAUGACUAUCAGCAUCUUCUUCACUUUGUCGCUAACAGCGGUCGGGAGGGCCGGAGGCUCUGUGAGCGUUAAAUGUUUCACUUGUAUUUUAUUUCUUUUGUUUCUCCCACGUGUGGCUGCUACUGAUGCUUUACAAAGUGCUGUGAAUGAAUGGACGGAUGGACGGUCCAGUGAAGCUCUCGCAAGGAUUGGGUCAUGGAAACAAUAAUAAUGGUAACAAUCCUCAUCAACAGGGAUUGGCUCUUUUCUUCCUCUCUUGUUUCAUACCAUUGAACAACACAGAAAGAAUGUUUUCAAGAAGACGAAACACUAGAUCUGUAUAUUUUUAUAUCUUGAUGCAAUAUAGAGAAUGUACUAUUCAAUGGUGCUGAAAAUGACCCAUAACUGUUUUCAGUUGGUUUAUUUACCAGGUUUCAAGAGAGAAAAAAAAGUUCUUAUUUAUGCUUACAAGUGAUGAUGUGAUGAGUCACACUUUUUAACAGUGGCAGUAGUAUAUAAAUACAUAUAUAUAUAAAUAAAAGUCGACAACACAGUGGUUUUA